Molecule: messenger RNA, 7482 nt
Organism: Suncus etruscus (white-toothed pygmy shrew)
Lineage: Eukaryota; Metazoa; Chordata; Mammalia; Eulipotyphla; Soricidae
Gene: TPR
Product: translocated promoter region, nuclear basket protein
Exons: 52
Coding region: 32-7339 (2435 amino acids)
Biological process (GO): protein import into nucleus; mRNA export from nucleus
Cellular component (GO): nuclear pore
Molecular function (GO): structural constituent of nuclear pore
Source: RefSeq, a predicted model, not a curated record
GUUACCCAGCCCCGCCCACAUCCCGAGACCGAUGCCCUCUAGUGGCUCCGUAUCUCGAAGCCGCCCAAGAGGACGACCCAUGGCAAGCCGGGGCAUGGAGGGGUUGCGCCGCGGGACUCCGAGAAGGAUCGGCGCGCGCGAAGCCCAAGGCGAAGGGGCCACGGCGGCUCCCCCGGCGACUGGCGCUCCCUGGGCCCUGGCGUCCUUCUCCGCGUCGUCCCCGGCGGGCCCUGGCUCGGCAGACAUGGCGGCGGUGCUGCAGCAAGUGCUGGAGCGCGCGGAGCUGAACAAACUGCCCAAGUCGGUGCAGAACAAACUGGAGAAGUUCCUCGCCGACCAGCAGUCGGAGAUCGACGGCCUGAAGGGUCGGCACGAGAAGUUCAAGGUGGAGAGCGAGCAACAGUACUUCGAGAUAGAGAAGCGACUGUCACACAGUCAGGAGAGACUGGUCGCCGAGACUCGGGAGUGCCAGAGCUUGCGGCAGGAGCUGGAAAAACUCAGUACUCAGCUAAAAUCAGUAACUGAGAAAAACAAAGAACUCGAAAUCACUCAGGAUCGCAACAGCACCAUUCAGAGCCAGUUUACAAGGACAAAGGAAGAAUUAGAAGCAGAGAAGAGAGACUUGGUCAGAACCAAUGAGAGACUCUCUCAAGAGCUUGAAUAUUUAACAGAGGAUGUGAAACGCUUAAAUGAAAAGCUUAAAGAAAGCAACACAACAAGGGGUGAUCUUCAGUUAAAAUUGGACGAGCUUCAAGCUUCUGAUGUUUCUGUUAAAUAUCGGGAAAAACGCUUGGAGCAAGAAAAGGAAUUGUUGCAUAAUCAGAAUACAUGGCUGAACACAGAGCUGAAAACAAAAACCGAUGAACUUCUGGCUCUUGGCAGAGAAAAAGGAAAUGAGAUUCUAGAGCUUAAGUGUAACCUCGAAAACAAAAAAGAAGAGGUUACCAGGCUGGAAGAACAGAUGAAUGGGUUGAAAACAUCAAAUGAGAACCUUCAAAAGCAUGUGGAGGAUCUUUUGAGCAAACUGAAAGAGGCUAAGGAGCAGCAGGCCAGUAUGGAAGAGAAAUUCCAUACUGAGUUGAACGCUCACAUAAAGCUCUCAAACCUCUACAAGAGCGCAGCGGAUGACUCAGAGGCCAAGAGCACGGAGCUGAGUCGUGCUGUGGACGAGCUACACAAGCUCCUGAAAGAAGCUGCAGAAGCUAAUAAAACAGUACAAGAUCAUCUUCUGGAGGUGGAAGAAUCCAAAGAUCAGAUGGAGAAAGAAAUGCUUGAGAAGAUUGGGAAACUGGAAAAGGAAUUGGAGAAUGCCAAUGACUUGCUUUCUGCCACAAAGCGUAAAGGCGCCGUACUGUCUGAAGAAGAGCUGGCGGCGAUGUCCCCCACUGCAGCCGCUGUGGCUAAGAUCGUGAAGCCUGGUAUGAAGCUGACUGAGCUGUAUAAUGCAUAUGUGGAAACGCAGGAUCAACUGCUUUUGGAGAAACUAGAGAACAAAAGGAUUAAUAAGUAUCUGGAUGAAAUUGUAAAAGAAGUGGAGGCCAAAGCUCCAAUUUUAAAACGCCAGCGGGAGGAGUACGAGCGGGCGCAAAAGGCUGUGGCCAGUUUGUCUGUGAAGCUUGAGCAAGCCAUGAAGGAGAUUCAGCGACUGCAGGAGGACACUGACAAAGCCAACAAGCAUUCCUCCGUGCUAGAGAGAGACAAUCAGAGGAUGGAGAUACAGAUCAAAGAUCUGGCCCAGCAGAUCCGUGUACUUCUGAUGGAGCUGGAAGAAGCCCGGGGUAACCACGUGGUCCGCGAUGAAGAGGUUAGCUCUGCCGACAUCAGCAGCUCGUCAGAGGUCAUCUCACAGCACCUUGUGUCUUACCGGAACAUUGAGGAGCUGCAGCAGCAGAACCAGCGCCUCUUGGUGGCCCUGCGGGAGCUUGGGGAGACCCGAGAGCGAGAAGAGCAAGAGACAACGUCAUCCAAGGUCUCGGAGUUGCAGGCACAGCUAGAGGGCGCCCUUGCUGAGCUGGAGCAGCUGAGGGAAUCUCGUCAGCACCAGAGGCAGCUGGUGGACUCCAUAGCACGCCAGCGUGAUAUGUACCGAAUUCUUUUGUCCCAAACCACUGGCAUGGCCAUCCCUCUGCAAGCUUCCACCUUAGAAGAGAUUUCUCUUGUGUCAACACCCAAGCGUCCCAGUGCGUCCCAAGCUGUGUCCACACCUGCACCGGUGCCUGCCUCGGAAGCAGCUGAGGCUAUCGAAGCCAAGGCUGCUCUGAAACAGCUGCAGGAAAUAUUUGAGAACUACAAGAAAGAAAAGACUGAUAAUGAGAAACUCCAGAACGAGCAGCUUGAGAAACUCCAGGAGCAGGUUACAGAUUUGCGCUCACAGAACAUGAAAAUCUCCACGCAGCUGGACUUUGCUUCUAAACGCUAUGAAAUGCUGCAAGACAAUGUUGAAGGCUACCGCCGAGAAAUAACAUCCCUCCAUGAGAGAAAUCAAAAGCUCACGGCCACAACGCAGAAGCAGGAGCAGAUAAUCAAUACUAUGACGCAGGACUUGAGGGGGGCCAAUGAGAAACUGGCUGUGGCCGAAGUGAGAGCAGAAAAUUUGAAAAAGGAAAAGGAAAUGUUGAAAUUGUCAGAAGUCCGGCUUUCUCAGCAAAGAGAGUCUUUGUUAGCGGAACAGAGAGGACAGAAUUUGUUGCUGACCAAUCUACAAACCAUUCAGGGGAUACUCGAGUGCUCGGAGACAGAAACUAAACAGAGGCUCAGCAACCAGAUCGAGAAGCUGGAGCAGGAGAUUAUGCACCUGAAGAAAAAGCUGGAGGCGGCAGUGGAGCAAAGGCACACGGUCACCAGGAACCUAGAUGUUCAGCUUCUAGAUACAAAGAGGCAGCUGGACACUGAGAUGAGUCUUCAUCUUAAUACAAAAGAAUUACUGAAAAACGCACAGAAGGAAAUUACUACCCUGAAGCAGCACCUGAGUAACAUGGAAGUCCAGCUCAUGUCUCAGUCCUCACAGAGAGUCGGCAAAGGUCAAGCUACCAGCAAAGAAGAUGUGGAUGAUCUUCUGAGUCAGCUAAGGCAGGCAGAGGAGCAGGUGAAUGAUUUGAAGGAGAGACUCAAAACAAGCUCCAGUAAUGUUGAACAGUACCGAGCAAUGGUGACCAGUUUGGAGGAGUCUCUGAAUAAGGAGAAACAGGUGACAGAGACAGUGCAGAAGAAUAUUGAAGUUCGACUUAAGGAAUCUGCUGAGUUUCAGACACAGUUGGAGAAGAAGUUGAUGGAGGUCGAAAAGGAAAAACAAGAACUUCAGGAUGACAAGAGGAAAGCCAUAGAGAGCAUGGAACAGCAGUUAUCUGAGUUAAAGAAAACGCUGACUACUGUGCAGACGGAGGUGCAAGAAGCCCUCCAGAGAGCAAGCACGGCCCUGAGUAAUGAGCAGCAAGCCCGGCGUGACUGUCGGGAGCAAGCCAAGAUAGCCGUGGAAGCUCAGAACAAGUAUGAGCGGGAGCUGAUGUUGCAUGCAGCAGACGUGGAGGCUCUGCAGGCCGCCAAAGAGCAGGUCUCCAGGAUGGCCGCCUUAAGGCAGCACCUGGAGGAGACGGCCCAGAAGGCAGAGACACAACUCCUAGAGGGUAAAGCUUCGUGGGAGGAGAGAGAGCGGAUGCUGAAGGACGAGGUUUCCAAAUGCGUGUCUCGAUGCGAAGAUCUAGAGAAACAAAACCGAUUACUUCACGAUCAGAUUGAGAAAUUGAGUGACAAGGUGGUCACCUCGAUGAAAGAAGGUGCCCAGGGUCCAUUGAAUGUAUCACUCACCGAGGAAGGAAAAUCCCAGGAGCAGAUUUUAGAAAUUCUCAGAUUCAUACGUCGAGAAAAAGAAAUUGCUGAAACUCGGUUUGAAGUGGCUCAGGUCGAGAGUCUGCGUUAUCGGCAAAGGGUUGAACUUCUUGAGCGAGAGUUGCAAGAACUUCAGGAUAGUCUGAACGCCGAGAGGGAGAAAGUUCAGGUAACUGCAAAAACAAUGGCCCAGCAUGAGGAAUUGAUGAAGAAGACAGAGACCAUGAAUGUGGUGAUGGAGACCAACAAGAUGCUCAGAGAAGAAAAGUUGCGGCUAGAACAGGACCUCCAGCAGAUGCAGGCUAAGGUGAGGAAACUGGAGUUAGAUAUUUUGCCCUUACAAGAAGCAAACGCUGAGCUGAGUGAGAAAAGUGGUAUGCUACAAGCCGAAAAGAAGUUACUAGAAGAAGAUGUCAAGCGUUGGAAAGCUCGUAACCAGCAUCUAGUGAGUCAGCAGAAAGACCCUGAUACAGAGGAGUAUCGGAAGCUCCUUUCUGAAAAAGAAGUUCAUACAAAGCGUAUUCAGCAGUUGACAGAAGAAAUCGGGAGACUUAAAGCUGAAAUCGCAAGAUCAAAUGCAUCUUUGACUAAUAACCAGAACUUAAUCCAAAGUUUAAAGGAAGAUUUAAAUAAAGUUAAAACGGAAAAAGAAGCAAUCCAGAAAGAUUUAGAUGCCAAAAUAAUUGAUAUUCAAGAAAAAGUCAAGACUAUUACACAAGUCAAAAAAAUCGGACGUAGGUAUAAGACGCAAUAUGAAGAACUGAAAGCUCAGCAAGAUAAGGUCUUGGAGUCAUCAGCUCAGUCUUCCGGAGACCACCAAGAGCAUCAUAUCUCAGUCCAGGAGAUGCAGGAGCUCAAGGACACAUUGAGCCAGGCCGAGGCGAAGUCCAAGUCACUUGAGAGUCAAGUGGAGAAUCUGCAGAAGACAUUGUCUGAGAAAGAGACAGAGCUGAAGACUAUGCAGGAUCAGACAGUACAGCUGCAGGUUGACCUAGCCCGGCUCCGCCAGGACCUGCAGGACAGAAGCGCUCAGGAGGAUCAGCUCCGGCAGCAGAUUGCUGAGAAGGACGAGAAGACCAGGAAAGCCAUCGUAGCCGCCAAGUCCAAGAUUGCUCACUUGGCUGGUGUGAAAGACCAGUUGACGAAAGAAAAUGAGGAGCUGAAGCAGAGGAAUGGUGCUUUAGACCAGCAGAAAGAUGAGCUGGAUGUGCGCAUGACAGCCCUCAAGUCCCAGUACGAGGGCCGCAUCAGCCGCCUGGAAAGAGAGCUCAGGGAACACCAGGAGCGGCACCUGGAGCAGAGGGACGAGUCGCAGGAGCCGAAUAAGCAGGCCCCAGAACAGCAGCGACAGAUCACCCUGAAAACCACUCCUGCUUCAGGGGAGCGAGGAACUGCCAGCACUUCAGACCCGCCAACAGCCAAUAUCAAGCCAACACCCGUUGUGUCAACUCCGAGUAAAGUGACUGCUGCUGCCAUGGCUGGAAACAAGUCCACCCCAAGGGCAAGCAUCCGGCCCAUGGUCACCCCUGCGACCGUCACCAACCCUACCACCACCCCGACAGCCACCGUCAUGCCCACUACGCAAGUGGAGUCCCAGGAAGCUUUGCAGUCUGAGGGGCCUGUGGAGCACGUCCCGAUGUUUGGUAGCACUAGCGGGUCAGUGCGUUCCACCAGCCCCAGUGUCCAGCCUUCGCUCGCUCAGCCCAUCCUCACAGCUCCACAGCAGACCCAGACACAGGCCACUGCUUUCGUGCAGCCUACGCAGCAGAGUCACCCUCCAGUGGAGCUUGCAGGCCAGGAGCUAUCUCCAGGGCUCGGAGAUGGUGUUCAGAGCACCACAUCAGAGCGGCCCCCCACCUCUACAACCCUGGUUGGCACAGUUUCAGGUACCCCAAGUUCUUUGCCUAAACGGACACGUGAGGAGGAAGAAGACAGCACCAUGGAAGCAUCCGACCAAGUCUCUGAUGAAGCAGUGGACUUGCCGCUUGCAAAGAGGUUAAAGACUGUCACCCCCGUGGGGACUGAGGAGGAGACACUGGCCGAAGAAAGUACUGAUGGUGAGGUGGAGACUCAAGGAUACAAUCAAGAUUCUCAGGAUUCCAUUGGCGAAGGUGUCACGCAAGGGGACUACACCCCCAUGGAAGACAGUGAAGAGACCUCCCAGUCUCUCCACAUUGACCUUGGCUCACUGCGGUCUGAUCAGCAGACAUCUGCUUCCUCCCAAGAGGGCCAGGGCAAAGGGGAUGAUGUCAUCGUGAUUGACAGCGACGAUGAAGAGGAGGAGGACGAUGAGAAUGAUGGAGACCAUGAGGACUAUGAAGAGGAUGAAGAAGAGGAGGAUGAUGACGAAGAUGACACAGGAAUGGGAGAUGAGGGGGAUGAUAGUAAUGAGGGCACAGGCAGCGCAGAUGGCAACGAUGGCUACGAGGCCGAUGAUGCUGAGGGCGGUGUUGGGACGGACCCCGGCACAGAAACGGAAGAGAGCCUGGGUGGAGGGGACGGCAGUCAGAGAGCUGCAGAUUCCCAGAAUAGUGGUGAUGGGAAUUCGGCCUCAGGAGACGCCUCUUUUCCCCAAGAAAUCUCGAGAGACCAGCAGCCAUCCUCUGCUUCUGAGCGGCAGAUGCCUCGAGCACCCCAGUCACCCCGGCGCCCCCCCCACCCACUUCCCCCGAGACUCACUAUCCAUGCCCCCCCACAGGAGUUGGGGCCACCUGUGCAGAGAAUCCAGAUGACUCGCAGGCAGUCUGUCGGCCGUGGCCUACAGCUGACUCCAGGGAUCGGUGGCAUGCAGCAGCAUUUUUUUGAUGAUGAAGACAGAACUGUUCCCAGUACUCCAACUCUGGUGGUGCCACAUCGAACUGAUGGCUUCGCUGAAGCGAUUCAUUCCCCACAAGUUGCCGGUGUUCCCCGAUUCCGCUUUGGGCCUCCUGAAGAUAUGCCACAGACCAGUUCCAGCCACUCAGAUCUGGGCCAGCUUGCUUCCCAAGGAGGUUUGGGGAUGUACGAGACGCCCCUGUUCCUUGCUCAUGAAGAAGAGUCGGGUGGCCGGAGUGUCCCCACCACGCCUCUGCAGGUGGCCGCGCCAGUGAGCGUGUUCACUGAGAGCACUGCCUCGGAUGCCUCAGAGCCCGCCUCCCAGUCGGUGCCCAUGGUGACAACCUCCACUGCCUCUUUGUCUUCCACCAAUGAAAGCACCACAGGGGAUGAUGGAGAUGAAGUCUUUGUGGAGGCGGAAUCCGAAGGCAUCAGCUCGGAGGCAGGCUUGGAGAUGGACAGCCAGCAGGAGGAGGAACCUGUACAAGCGUCUGAUGAGGCUGACCUUCCCUCCACAAGCCAGGACCCCCCUUCCAGCUCUUCCGUUGAUCCCAGCAGUACGCAGCCAAAACCUUUCCGACGAGUGAGGUUGCAGACAGCUCUGAGACCUGGCCUGCGUGGCCGCCAGUUCACCCGACAGAGAGGUGUGAGCCAUGCAAUGGGUGGGCGAGGAGGAAUAAAUAGAGGAAAUAUUAAUUGAGUAUCCUGUAAAGUAUAACUGUGAAUAAAAUGAGAAUGUCAAAUCUGUGUGUGUAAUGACUGCCAAGUUUAAAGACAUUUUUAUAUUUAAGUUGGUUUGCUCAUCUCAACAUUUUUUAUUAAUAAAACAUUUUGGUGUCAAAA